GGAACACUAUGGCUACUAUAUCCUGUUAUUUCUGGGACUCGGGCUAACUUCGCUAACUGCACUCGGACUGUUCUCUGUUUCAUAGCAUUAGGGAGCAGCGGUUAAACCUGGGUUGUCAGUGAAAGUGUCAGUGUCAGUUUUCGGCUUGUUUGUUUUGUGGCAGCGCUCGUUAGGUUAGACUUGAGCAGCAGCGCUGACUACUUGACUACUCCAGCAGGACUGAGCCGAGAUUGAGCGAGGUUGACUCAGCUGUAGCGGCUAAAGCAGCUAGCUCCGGUUCUCUGGGUUAGCUAAGCUAAAUACAUAACCGCUGUCUGGGGUCUGACCUCUGUCCUUAUCAGUAGAAACGCGUGGGAAUGUUUAUUGUCUUUAAUUGUAGAUAACUGUUAUCAUAGAUUUAAGUAGUAGCGUAACGUGCCGUUUGUCAUCGUAGCGAGCGAGUGAGUGUGUUACUGACUCGUUAGCUAACCUAACCUAGCUUUCCCAGCAGAACUCCCCACCUGAGUUUCACUCGGGUAUCGUUAGGUAGUAACUGUACAGUGUGUAGGACCUCAUAUUAAACUCGUUCCUCCAUAAUCAGCUCCCAGGCAGAGAUGAGUUUCUGUAAAGUCGGCCCCGGCUAUUCACUUCCCAUGAGCUUGUGAGCUCGAACCGUCAUUUUAAUGGGAGGCGGGCCGUGUUGCAGUGAAACUUGUGGGCGAUAUUUGCGAAGACGGCGGAGGCACCGGUGGCCCGAAUGGAGUCCCUGGCAGGGUACGUUUACAAAGCGGCUAGUGAAGGCAGAGUCCUGACACUAGCCGCCCUGCUGCUGAACCACUCUGUGACUGAGACUCGGUACCUGCUGGAUUAUGUAACACAGUUAGGCGGACAGCGCUCCACUCCCCUCAUCAUCGCUGCGAGGAACGGGCAUGAUAAAGUGGUCCGCCUGCUCCUGGACCACUACCGCGUGGACACUGAGCAGACCGGGACAGUGAGGUUUGAUGGAUACGUCAUCGAUGGAGCCACGGCUCUUUGGUGUGCAGCAGGUGCGGGGCACUUCGAGGUGGUACGACUUCUUGUGUCGCACCAUGCCAAUGUGAAUCAUACCACCCUUACCAACUCCACUCCUCUCAGGGCUGCCUGCUUUGACGGCCGGCUGGACAUCGUACGCUACUUGGUGGAGAACGGCGCUGACAUCAGCAUUGCCAACAAGUAUGACAACACCUGUUUAAUGAUCGCUGCUUAUAAGGGGCACACAGACGUGGUGCGCUUUUUGCUCGAGCAAGGGGCUGACCCUAAUUCGAAGGCUCACUGUGGUGCCACUGCUCUGCACUUUGCUGCCGAGGCUGGACAUCUGGACAUUGUGCGGGAGCUGGUGAGAUGUCAGGCAGCCAUGGUUGUGAACGGACAUGGCAUGACUCCUCUUAAGGUGGCGGCAGAAAGCUGCAAGGCGGACGUGGUGGAGUUGCUCCUCACCCACGCUGACUGCGAGACUCACAGUCGCAUCGAGGCUUUAGAGCUGUUGGGUGCUUCCUUUGCUAAUGACCGGGAGAAUUACGACAUUCUUAAAACUUACCAUUACCUGUACCUGGCCAUGCUGGUGCGCUACCGUGACCCUGAGAGGAUUAUUGCCAAAGAUCUCCCGCCACCUGUGGAGGCGUACGGGGGCCGUGAGGAGUGUAGGACCCCUCGGGACCUAGAGGCCAUCAGGCAAGACCGAGACGCAUUGCACAUGGAAGGGCUGAUGGUUCGAGAGCGCAUAUUGGGAGCGGACAAUAUAGACGUUUCGCAUCCUAUAAUAUACCGCGGCGCAGUCUACGCUGACAACAUGGAGUUCGAGCAGUGCAUCAAGCUGUGGCUGCAUGCGUUGCGUCUGCGUCAGCGAAGCAACCGCAACACACACAAGGAUCUCCUGCGGUUUGCCCAGGUGUUCUCACAGAUGGUUCAUCUGAAGGAGCCGGUGCUGGCUGUUGAUGUGGAGCAGGUGUUGCUCUGUAGUGUACUGGAGAUCCGCCGCAGCAUGGCACGUAUGGAGUCUGCCACCGAGGCCGAGCUUCCGGCGUUCACCGACAACUACGAGUCCAACAUCUUCACGUUUCUCUACCUGGUAUGCAUCUCAACAAAGACUCAGUGCAGCGAGGAGGACCGAGCGCGGCUCAACAAGCAGAUCUACGACCUGAUUCGCCUGGACCCGCGCACUAGAGAGGGCUCCUCCCUGCUGCACCUGGCCGCCAGCUCCAGCACCCCCGUGGACGACUUCCACACCAACGACGUGUGCAGCUUCCCCAACUCGCAGGUGACCAAGCUGCUGCUAGACUGCGGUGCUCUGGUAAACUGUGUGGACAAUGAAGGCAACAGUCCUCUGCACCUCAUCGUGCAGUACAACCGGCCUAUCAGUGACUUCCUAACCUUGCAUGCCAUCAUAAUUAGUCUAGUGGAGGCUGGAGCUCACACAGACAUGACCAACAAGCAGAAAAAGACUCCACUGGAGAAAAGCACGACCGGCGUGUCCGAGAUCCUUUUAAAGACACAGAUGAAAAUGAGUUUAAAGUGCCUGGCUGCUCGUGCCGUUCGACAGCAUCACAUCACCUACCGAGACCAGAUUCCUAAAAGUCUUGAAGAGUUUGUGGAGUUUCACUGAUCUUUAUAUGCAUAUUUUAAUUUGAUAUAUUUGUUUUUCUUUUUAAAGAAUCCAACGGUGAUGGGUAUUCUUAAUCAAGUUUAUAUUUUUUGGUCCUUUUUUUUUUUUUUUUUUUUUUUAAGUACUUACAAAAGGAUUUUACACCCAUACCUGAAAUUUGACAUACCAGUUUAUCCAGAUUGAUACAAAGUGUCUGUCACAUACUCCUGCAGAUUAUUCUAAUGACAUGUGGAAACCUGGCCAUUGGGUACUUGCAAAGCCAUGGACCGACAGUCAGUUUCCUGAUUCUUAUUUUUAAAUAAUUUUUCAUAUCAAAAGGUCUUCAUCUACAACAGCUAUGGUCUUUGUUUACUCUAACAAUGGUGUUCAUGUUCCACAUGUGCAUUGCUGGGGUGUCUUUUAUAACAUGCUGUAAAAUAAUGCACUGGUGCAUUUUGGGGCCAUUGCUAAGGAACUGAACAGACAGUGAACUCUAUAUGAGUCUUUUUACGUGAACGACAGAGACUUGACAGAACGCUUGUUUUUUUACUGGCUGCACUUUGCUCUUUUGAGUUAUUUUGUUUUAUUAACAUAUUUUAUAAAAUGAAAUAUUAUUUAAAAAAACAAAACGAAGUGAAAAAAUCUAUUUUCUAUAGAAUCAUUUGCAGAGGGUUUGAUGUACUAAAAUGAAUCAUUCUAAAAUGUUUUUUUGUUUUUGUUUAAGUACACUAAAAUGUGCCUGGGACAGGUUGUUUAAAUCCCUUGUUUUAUUUAAUUUUUCCACCAGAUUUUUCCUUUAACCACUAUGCCAAUUUAAAUUAUUUUAGAGAAUCGUUGGUGAUGACUUGUUUUAGAGUUUUGGGGGCAGAAGCUCAGUUUCUGUGGGCUGUAUUGUCUCAUGGGCCUUAAUCAGGAUGGUGCUCGGAUGUUUUUACUUGAGUCUGAGAGAGAAAGAGCAUGUCUUCCCUCUUCAGUUUGCAUACGCUUGUCUGUGUGAGUGUGAUAAUGAAGAUUUGAGUCUGCAAGCCUGACUGGAAAGAGGAUUUAAAUGAUGACUUUGCUUCAUGUCCUUGAGAAACCGUGAUUGUAAUGUGUCAGUGAAAUUAUUAUUUACAAAUUAAAUAAACCAACAUUAAACACAAACAUAA
This is a messenger RNA of Astyanax mexicanus (Mexican tetra), 3747 nucleotides long. RefSeq names its product fem-1 homolog b (gene fem1b). NCBI's taxonomy places the organism in Eukaryota, Metazoa, Chordata, Actinopteri, Characiformes, Acestrorhamphidae. Gene Ontology annotation, molecular function: protein binding. Bases 737 to 2620 code for a protein of 627 amino acids. The transcript has 2 exons. The record is from RefSeq and is a predicted model, not a curated record.